Zootermopsis nevadensis is the source of this 1405-nucleotide messenger RNA. RefSeq lists its product as uncharacterized. Gene Ontology annotation, biological process: regulation of transcription by RNA polymerase II. Gene Ontology annotation, cellular component: nucleus. Lineage: Eukaryota; Metazoa; Arthropoda; Insecta; Blattodea; Termopsidae. Gene Ontology annotation, molecular function: DNA-binding transcription factor activity, RNA polymerase II-specific. The record is from RefSeq and is a predicted model, not a curated record.
GCCACGAAACAAGAUAUUCAGUAUAUUUUAUGAAAGUCUAAAGUUUCGUUGUCGUUGGUUCUAAGUUUCUUUCGUAUUUUUGUUUUUGCGUUCUUCAGAUUGAGUGGUACGAAGUAAUGAUCUGCUUGUUAUAAUCUGUUUCAUGAAUGGAACAUGGUGAACAUUUCUUCUGAUUAUAAUGUUAAUGAUUUCGGAUGAUUUCAAGAUUUGUUGCAGGUAAAACAUGAAUAUCAUUAAACGGGAACAUGAUUCACAUAGCGAGUCUUAUUCUCCAUCUUCACAGAAUGAAGAACACAUCACUUGCACACAAAAUGAAGUUCCUGUACUGUUUGCAGAAGAGCAAGAAGUGGAUGUUAUAAAAGUGGAACCAGAUAUUGAUAUUGAAACAUAUUCUAUUUAUUCUUUCAAUGAAAAUGACCUACUUGAUAAUAUGAAAGAGGACGAUUCCACAGUAAAGACAUUUCCAGUGAAGAGGAGGAAGAAACACAAGUUGGGUAUUAAAACAACGCGUGCCAAAGGACGAUCGUACUGUUGUGACAUUUGUAAGAAAGCAUUUUCUCAACCUGCGACUCUAAGGAGACAUCAACGUGUGCACAGUGGUGAAGGGCUAUUUACUUGUGAUGUGUGUAAGAAAUUGUUUAACCAACGCAGUCAUCUCACAACGCAUCUACUUGUCCAUACCGGCGAGAAACCGUAUUUAUGUGAUAUUUGUGAGAGAUCGUUCAGUCGGCAGACAAAUCUGAGAGUACACGAACGCAUACAUAUUGGUGAGAAACUGUACCCUUGCGAUGUUUGUGAAAAGUCCUUUAUGCGGUCAGGCGAUCUUAAGAUCCAUCGUCGUGUGCAUACUGGCGAACGACCGUAUUUUUGCGAAGUUUGUGAGAGAAGUUUUACGCAGUGCGGCGCCCUCACAGAUCACAAACGUGUCCAUACUGGGGAACGACCAUAUUUAUGUGAAAUGUGUAAUAAAUCUUUCAAGAGAUCCAGUAACUUGAGGCAACACCAACGUAUCCAUACAGAUGAAAGACCGUAUACAUGUGGCAUUUGUAACAAAUCUUAUCGUGAGGCUAGUAAGCUCAAAAAUCAUCUUUUGCAUAAACAUAAUAAGAAAUCGCCAUUUUCGUGUGAAGUCUGUAACAAAUCUUUCUGCCAUCUGGGUCGUUUAAAGUCGCAUCAAGCCACGCACGGAAGUGACUGACUUAAUAUAAUGCUUGUAAGAAUAAGCUACCAAAUUCUGAGUGAUUAUGAACUGUUUAUGAACAGGUUUCCUUGUACUGGGCCCAUAGAAGUUGAAGUCCAAACUGAAGAUGUCGAUGAGGCCUCGUGGAUUGUAAAGUGCCGCUCUGUCCACCAAAUUCGACACACGUGGUCUUCAAAUUUAACCGCGGCUUGUGGUGUAAAACUG